CUGAGGGGCUUCCAGCUUGUCAGGUUCUAGGUCUUGUUUUCAGGUUAGACCUAUGAUCAUCACCGUGAGUCUUCACUGCACAUUUUCUAACGUGUCUUCCUUGCUUCUGAUGUGUAGUCCUUCGAUAUGGACCUUCUACUUUAGCUAGGAUAUGAUCAGCAAUGAACAGUGGUAAGAUAUGUGCUGAUUAGAAGGCUCACUUGUUCAGUGUGGAGGAUAAGACAGUGCCUUACCAAAAUGGGGUUUGGGAGUGACUUGAAGAAUUCACAUGAAGCUGUAUUAAAAUUGCAAGACUGGGAAUUACGGUUACUGGAAUCAGUGAAGAAAUUUAUGGCCCUCAGAAUAAAAAGUGAUAAAGAAUAUGCAUCUACUUUACAGAACCUUUGUAAUCAAGUUGACAAGGAAAGUACUAUCCAAGUGAAUUAUGUUAGCAAUGUAUCCAAGUCUUGGCUGCUUAUGAUUCAACAGACAGAACAACUUAGUAGGAUAAUGAAGACACAUGCAGAAGACCUAAAUUCUGGACCCUUACACAGACUCACCAUGAUGAUAAAAGAUAAGCAGCAGGUGAAGAAAAGUUACAUAGGUGUUCAUCAGCAGAUAGAGGCUGAGAUGAUCAAGGUUACAAAGACAGAAUUAGAGAAAUUAAAAUCCAAUUAUAGGCAAUUAAUAAAAGAAAUGAAUUCUGCCAAAGAGAAAUAUAAAGAAGCUUUAGCUAAAGGAAAAGAAACAGAAAAGGCCAAGGAGCGUUAUGAUAAAGCCACAACGAAACUACACAUGUUGCAUAAUCAGUAUGUGUUGGCAUUGAAAGGGGCCCAACUUCAUCAGAAUCAGUAUUAUGACACCACACUUCCUUUGCUUUUGGAUUCCCUGCAAAAGAUGCAAGAAGAAAUGAUAAAAGCACUAAAAGGUAUAUUUGAGGAAUACAGCCAGAUAACCAGUCUUGUUACAGAGGAAAUAGUGAAUGUCCAUAAAGAGAUUCAACUGUCGGUUGAACAGAUAGAUCCUAGUACAGAAUAUAGUAAUUUCAUAGAUGUUAACAGAACAACAGCUGCAAAAGAUCAAGAAAUUGAGUUUGAUACAUCCUUACUAGAAGAAAAUGAAAAUCUUCAGGCAAAUGAAAUCAUGUGGAAUAACUUAACAGCAGAAGGUUUACAAGUAAUGUUGAAAACGUUAGCAGAAGAACUUAUGCAGACACAGCAGAUGCUUUUAAAUAAAGAGGAGACUGUCAUGGAGUUAGAAAAAAAAAUUGAAGAAUCGUCUAAGACGUAUGAAAAGAAGUCUGAUAUUGUGCUUUUGCUAAGCCAAAAACAGACACUUGAAGAGUUGAAACACUCAGUCCAGCAGCUACGAUGCACUGAGGCAAAGUUUACAGCACAGAAAGAAUUACUAGAGCAAAAAGUACAAGAAAAUGAUGGGAAAGAGCCACCUCCAGUGGUGAAUUAUGAAGAAGAUGCACGUUCAGUUACAUCAAUGGAAAGAAAGGAGAGACUCUCCAAAUUUGAGUCUAUUCGUCAUUCAAUUGCUGGAAUAAUUAGGUCUCCAAAAUCUGCACUUGGCUCUUCAACAUUGUCUGAUGUGAUCCCUCUAAGUGAGAAGCCACUGGCAGAACAGGACUGGUACCACGGUGCAAUUCCCAGAAUAGAAGCUCAAGACCUACUAAAACAACAAGGAGACUUCUUGGUGCGAGAGAGCCAUGGGAAACCUGGUGAAUAUGUCCUUUCUGUAUAUUCUGAUGGACAAAGGAGACACUUUAUCAUACAAUUUGUUGAUAAUCUGUAUCGAUUUGAAGGCACUGGCUUUUCAAAUAUCCCUCAACUUAUAGAUCAUCACUAUACAACAAAACAAGUCAUCACUAAGAAAUCAGGUGUAGUUUUGCUAAAUCCUAUUCCAAAGGAUAAGAAGUGGAUUCUCAAUCAUGAAGAUGUCACAUUGGGAGAAUUACUGGGAAAGGGAAAUUUUGGUGAAGUAUAUAAAGGAAUAUUAAAGGAUAAAAUUCCUGUUGCUGUUAAAACAUGUAAAGAAGAUCUUCCUCAGGAACUGAAAAUAAAAUUUUUGCAAGAAGCCAAAAUUCUCAAGCAAUAUGAUCAUCCUAACAUUGUCAAACUUAUAGGAGUUUGCACACAAAGACAGCCAAUUUACAUCAUUAUGGAACUGAUUCCAGGAGGUGAUUUCCUCUCCUUUCUGAGGAAGAAGAAGGAUGAACUAAAACUCAAGCAAUUAGUGAAAUUUGCAUUAGAUGCUGCUUCUGGUAUGGCAUAUCUUGAGAAUAAAAACUGUAUACACAGGGAUCUGGCUGCAAGAAACUGCCUGGUAGGUGAAAAUAAUGUUCUGAAAAUCAGUGAUUUUGGAAUGUCUCGUCAAGAAGAUGGUGGAGUAUAUUCAUCCUCUGGCUUAAAGCAGAUUCCCAUUAAAUGGACAGCACCAGAAGCUCUUAAUUAUGGGAGAUACAGUUCUGAGAGUGACGUGUGGAGCUUUGGCAUUCUCCUCUGGGAAACCUUCAGCUUAGGGGUCUGCCCAUACCCUGGGAUGACAAAUCAGCAAGCACGGGAGCAAGUAGAAAGAGGAUACCGAAUGUCAGCCCCUCAGAACUGUCCGGAAGAUAUCUUUAAAAUCAUGAUGAGGUGUUGGGAUUAUAAACCUGAACACCGCCCCAAGUUCGCUGAGCUUCAGAAAGAGCUGGCAGCCAUCAAGAAGAAAAUCACACAGUGACGGAGAAGCACCCCCUCAGCCUCAAUUCUGUCCUCCAGCAGAGUGACAUUGUUCUCAUUAACAAUGAGUUUAUACCACAUUACCUGCAACAAUCUUCUAAGGUUAUUUUUUUAUUAACUUUUUAAAAAUAUGUGCCACUUUUAAAAAAAAGAAAAAAGCAUUGAAGAAAUAGACAGCCCUACCAGGGGCUUUAUGAGCUCACCACAGCAAUCCUGCCAUUUCAGGCCAUUAUAAAUAAAAAAAGCACAGGCAGUAACCAUGAGGUUUACAGAUCAUUUUCACCCCAGGACCAUUGACAUUGCUCAAAGUUUUAUACUUCAGCACAGUUCUUGGGCUACUCUCCUGUGCUACAGCCUCUCCUCAGUUGGUGCUGUAAGCUGUACUGGUAAUGCCAUGUUUGCAGGACACAUUCCAGCCAAUCUUGUCUUCCUGCUCUGCCAAGAAAGGCAAGAUUAUAUUUGUAAAUGUCAUUUUAUGUGGAGAAUUAUUUGGACCUCCUAGAGUUCUUUUUUUCUAAUUGCCAAACAAACAAACAAAUUGCCAUGUAGAGUCAUCAUGCUCUUGUAUUGUAGUAAGGUUAUCAUUUCUGUCCCAUCAGAGAAUGAUACUUGUAAAGUUUUGACUAACACACUGUUACAGUUGAGGCAGCAACUUUUAGAGCACUGUGAUUGUGAGAAAUGAGUUUGAAAGAGCUGGGGUGCAGGGUCAUUUAGGGAAGAUCAGAUAAAGGAGUGAUCAGAGAGGAAGAAAAUAUAAAAUGUGCUUUCUCACCAGAUAACACACACACACAGAUAGACCUUUAAAAACGCACUCUUUUGCUCUGAAUUCACAGAAAAUAAAAGGGUCUCAAAAAUGUUUUAAGUUCAUGGGUAAGAGAGUUCAUAAUGGCUACAAAAAAAAAAGUUGAGACAAAAUGUAAGGCACAAGUUCACAGAAAUAAUAGUGUACUUUUUGGU
Messenger RNA from Condylura cristata (star-nosed mole), 3665 nucleotides. RefSeq names its product fer (fps/fes related) tyrosine kinase (gene FER). Bases 238 to 2709 code for a protein of 823 amino acids. The transcript is spliced from 20 exons. NCBI's taxonomy places the organism in Eukaryota, Metazoa, Chordata, Mammalia, Eulipotyphla, Talpidae. Gene Ontology annotation, biological process: cell adhesion; Fc-epsilon receptor signaling pathway; chemotaxis. Gene Ontology annotation, molecular function: ATP binding; non-membrane spanning protein tyrosine kinase activity. The record is from RefSeq and is a predicted model, not a curated record.